AUGUGGAAACGUAACAGAUUCGUGUUCACGACUAACGAGGUUGUCGACCGGUUUAUUUCUGGUGUAAUAACAGAUUUGAUCUCUGGGGAGAAGGUAGAGGUUCUGUGUGUGUAUGCCUCUAAUAGUAAUAUCGAGAGACGUGUUUUAUGGAGGCGAAUAAUUGAGAUCUCUGCUGGUUGGAGAGGACCGGGUAUGGUCUUUGGUGAUUUUAACACCAUCAGACUCCACUCUGAAGCCUUCGGGGGUGCUCCGAACGUGGAGGAUAUGGAGGAGUUUGACAUGGCUAUUCGAGAGGCGGACCUUGUUGAACCCGCGGUCCAGGAGAACUGGUUUACUUGGACUAGUAAGAGACAUGGGUUGGGUUUGAUGAGGAGACUUGAUCGUAUCCUAGUGAAUGAUGAGGGGCUUAGUACAUGGCCUAACAUGUGGGUUAACGUCCUCCCGUGGGGUAUUUCUGAUCAUUCUUCCAUACUUGUCUAUCCCAGUAAUCAGCGAAGCCAACAAGUGGUCUCUUUUCGUUUCUUUAACCAUUGGGUUGAAGAAGCGUCCUUUAUGGAUGUUGUGUCCUCUGCUUGGACCAAAGAUACUAGAGUUUCUCCAAUUGUGAAUAGUGUAAGGAACUUAAGAAAUCUCAAGUCGAUUCUUCGCAGACAUUUUGGUAGGCAUAUUCGAACCAUCAGUGAGGAUGUUCGUCUUGCCAAUGACACCAUGGUCCGAGCUUAA
This is a messenger RNA of Cucumis sativus (cucumber), 723 nucleotides long. RefSeq lists its product as uncharacterized. Gene Ontology annotation, molecular function: catalytic activity. NCBI's taxonomy places the organism in Eukaryota, Viridiplantae, Streptophyta, Magnoliopsida, Cucurbitales, Cucurbitaceae. The record is from RefSeq and is a predicted model, not a curated record. The transcript has a single exon. The coding region runs from base 1 to 723 and encodes 240 amino acids.